This is a messenger RNA of Talaromyces proteolyticus, 1223 nucleotides long. RefSeq names its product putative aldo/keto reductase. The record is from RefSeq and is a predicted model, not a curated record. Gene Ontology annotation, cellular component: cytoplasm. NCBI's taxonomy places the organism in Eukaryota, Fungi, Ascomycota, Eurotiomycetes, Eurotiales, Trichocomaceae. The transcript has 2 exons. The coding region runs from base 209 to 1204 and encodes 331 amino acids.
GGCAUAAACGGACUUAAAAUCCCUACAAUACACAGAGGAUCGAAGAGAAGGCAAUUCUAAUAGAUAGAAAGACCUGCUGUCUGCGCAGAGUAUAAAUAGCUGGCAUUGGCAGGUCAAAUAAAAGGACUAUCAGUUCCUUUCCUUCCAGACAGACUUCGCUUCCAACCUUGCAAAUCAUAUCGACGUCGUUGUUCAUAAUCCUUUCACCAUGCAACAUCUCGCAGGAACAAUAAUCUCUCAGAAUGGACUGGGUCUUGCGGGAUUCACCAACCCCGGCCUUCAGCUCCCUGAUGAGGAAAUCUUCAAAGUCCUCAAAUCUGCCCUUGCCGCUGGAGUCACUCUUUGGAAUGGAGCCGACUUUUAUGGAACUCCAGAUAACAACUCUCUCCAUCUGAUGAAUCGCUACUUUGCUGCGUACCCAGAAGACGCAGACAAGGUUGUGCUGUGUAUCAAGAGCGGGUUAAAGAGUUUGGGAACAUUUUCAAUGGACUGUUCACCAGCUGGCCUCCGGGGAUUCGUUGACAACGCCCUGAAAAUCCUCGGUGGAAAGAAGAAGCUAGAUAUCUUUGGAUGCGCCAGAGUCGAUCCCGCGGUCCCCGUGGAAGAGAGCAUCCGAGCACUGGCCGAAUUCAAGAAAGAGGGCAAAAUAGGAGGAAUCCAACUGAGUGAGGUGAGAGCCGAGACAAUUCGGAGGGCCGCAGCCGUAGAAAAGAUCGAUAUGGUCGAAGCGGAAAUCAGCCUGUGGGCAACGGAUGUCUUUGAAAACGGUGUCGCCGAGGUUUGCGGAGAGCUGGGAAUUGUUCUUGUUGCACAUACGCCCCUGGGAGGAGGCAUGUUGACUGGGCAGAUCAAGAGUUUGGAUGACAUGCCAGCACAUGACUACCAUCGUCAUUUUCCACGGUGGCAGCCUGAAAAUUUCGCGAAGAACAGGCUGCUUGUGGAAGAGUUGGAAAAUUUUGCGAAAAGAAAGGGAUGCACUACCUCUCAGCUGGCUUUGUCGUGGAUCAAAAGUCAAAAUCAGAAACAGGGAAUGCCGUAUCUCGUUCCUAUUGCGGGUACAAAGUCGGAAGCAAGGCUCUUGGAGAACAUACGGGAUCUACACCUGACUGACGAGGACCAAAAGGAGUUAAACACCGUUUUGGAAAAGUACCCGGUCGCAGGCGCUAGAUAUCCUCCGGCUGGAGCAAAAUUAGCUGAAUACUAGCACUGACAAAUAUGCCGAA